AUCUCUUUCCCACCAUUGUACUUUUUCCAACUCGACAAUAUGGCCAUUUUCCUCUUAAUGAAAUUAAUUGGAAUAAUAUUGGUGCUUUUGAAUUUUGUUGACCCAUGUGUUUCGACACCAUGUACAUUCGAGAACUCUAAUAUAUGUGGUUAUAAGCAGGACCAAAAGGAUGAUUUUGAUUGGACAAGAUCAACGGGUGAAACUCCAUCGACAGACACGGGACCUGAACACGAUCACACAAAGAAAUCUGAUACAGGUUAUUAUAUGCACAUCGAAGCUUCAAGCCCGCGACUUCAAGGUGAUAAAGCCCGACUAGUUUCACUCGAACAAUCCUCGUCGUCGGCUAAUCGAUGUGUAAAAUUUUGGUAUCACAUGUACGGACAAGACACUGGUACUCUCAAUGUUUAUCUACAAACUAAUGGUAUCCUUGGAAAACCAGUCUGGAGGAAAACAGGUGAACAAGGCAACACUUGGAGGUUGGGAGAAUUUGAUAUUCCUGCCAAGUCUGGUCGUGUUUGGUUAGUGUUUGAAGGGGUUAGGGGUCUUGGUUACCUUGGGGAUAUUGCAUUAGAUGAUGUCGACAUAAAGAAAGGAUCAUGUUCACCGGGAAAUAAGAACAAAUCUUUGUCAUGUGAUUUUGAAUCUUUCAAUAUAUGUGGAUAUACAGAGGACAAGACGGAUGAUUUUGAUUGGACAAGAACAUCUGGAACAACCCCGUCACCAAGUACAGGACCGGCAAAUGACCAUACGUUCGGAUCCUUUAAAGGACACUAUCUUCAUAUAGAAGCAUCUAACCCACGACAGCUCGGCCACACAGCUCGGUUAAUAUCUCCCAGUAUGUCUCGCCCUAGAGAUGAAGGCUGUUUGCAGUUUUGGUACCACAUGUACGGGUCACACAUAGGAACUUUAAAUGUUUAUGUGAAAUCAAAUGGAAGGCUAGGAAGGGCUGUUUUGACCAAGAAAGGUGACAAAGGUAAAGGAUGGAUUCGAGGAGAGUUUCCACUUACAAAAAUCAGUCAAAAUUUCCAGAUCGUGUUUGAGGGGAUAAGAGGAGCUGGAUAUCAAGGCGAUAUUGCAAUUGAUGACGUAAAACUCAUGUCUGAUUCCUGUGCACGUAGAAAUUCAGUUAAUUGUGAUUUUGAGAGUUCGGAUAUCUGUCAAUUCGAGCAGGAUAGUUCAGAUGAUUUUGAUUGGACACGACAGACAGGAGAAACUUCAUCUGUAGACACUGGACCAGAGAACGACCAUACAUACAAAAUGGAGAACAAAGGGUUCUUUAUGUUUAUUGAAACAUCAAGCCCACGUGUGACUGGCGAUAUCGCUCGAUUGAUGACACCAGAACAGCCAUCACCAUCAUCGGACCUAUGUGUACAGUUCUGGUAUCAUAUGUUUGGACAGACGAUUAGCAAGCUUAAUGUUUACUUGAAGCAAAAGAAAAAUCUAGGAAAUUCGAUAUGGUCAAAAGCGGGUGACCAAGGCAAGAAGUGGUUACUGGGAGAAAUUGAAGUCCCUGCGAACUUUGGGAGAUUCCAUAUUGUCUUUGAAGGUGUUGUAGGCUCUGACUAUCAUGGUGAUAUUGCAAUUGACGAUAUUCAUAUGAAGCAAGGAGGUUGCUAUUCUGGAAAAAGUGGUAACUGUACAUUCGAAUCUGGUCUCUGUUCCUGGACAAACGCCCUGGGAUCAAAUGAUGAUUUUGAUUGGUCGGUUGGAAAGGGAGGCACUCAAAGGAAAGAUGCAAGUCCUUUUGUGGAUCAUACAUACCAAAAUAAAACUGGAAAAUAUCUAUAUACCGAAUGCUCAUCACCCCAGAGUUCAGGGAAUGUCGCUAGUAUUCGAAGUACAAGACUGGCGCCUACAAAUGGAACAUGUGUAGGUUUCUGGUACCAUAUGGAUGGAGAUCAUAUUGGUAAACUGUCUGUGUCAGUAGAUGUUAAAGGAUCUAGAUCUCCAGUUAUUUGGAAACUCAAGGGACGGCAAGGACAUAAGUGGAACCUAGGGCAAAUUUCAAUAGCCAGUGCUUUACAUUACAGACUUCUGAUUAAUGUAACAUGCGGUAAAGGACUCAAAGGAGACAUAGGUAUCGAUGACGUCAUUGUAGAUCACACCCAAUCGUGUUCCGUUCUACCAAAGAAAGCAGUAAAAGAAUGGCAUCUGAUAUUCCUUGGAAAAAGUGGCAAUGGUGACAGUAUUUAUGACAAGUGGAGAAAACAAACACCAUCAAUAUGUACAAUAUCUAAAAACUGUUUACCCGAGAACGAGGAGAUAUCAAUAUUUAAUGUCAAAUCAGAACAUCACCUGAAGAGUCCUAUCAUUGAUAACUGGGCUACAUCAAACAUCAAACAGAUUAAAUUAGAGCUAUACAAGAAGAAGGUAUUAGUCAUGUCUAUGAUCUUUGACGGAACCAAUACAAAUAACAUAAACUGGUUCUCUUCUAAAAACUUGAUUAACAGCAGUUUCGAUGAUUUGUAUGGGGAUGGUUGCUUUUUCAAAUACCAACUGAAUUCAUGGUAUGCUUAUUCAUUCAUGACAUUCCAAGAUGGUCACCCAUGUGAUUCCUAUGCCAAAGGGUGGUUUGCUGUCAUUGAUAAAGAAUACAGUUCGUCCUCAUCUUAUCCUAGCACUUGUUUACAUAUGAAGCAACAACAGUAUCCGGUGUUUGCAUAUGCUGAAUAUAACCACAAAACAAGGUGGUUUGACAAAAGUUAUGGUUUGGCAGAUACCUUGGUUAUUAUGGUUAAGCGAACAUAAUGUUCACCAACGGAAUACAAUAAGCAAACAAAAUGACCUGUCGCAUUGGAUUUUAUAUAUCUUAAUUUUGACUGACAAGGACAUUUCAAAGAUAUAUCAUGGACUUUUAGUCAAUUCGAGUUAACGAAUGACAUUAUUUUUAUUAAUUGCAAUACUCCACAGCAUUUGACGAAUACACUCUUAAGUGAACAAAAAUGAGGGGGAGAAAUCCUUUAAUAACUUGAAAGGUGUUUUUGAAACACUAUUUUGUAUAGUAUUUUAUUACAUAAGACCAUAAUUUGUUUUACAAUCUACUGUUAUUUUCACGAUAAAGAUUAAAUUAUUAUAAUGCUACCACACUAUAAAAAUGGUGAUGUGGUAUGCAUGAGACAGAUAUAUACAAGAUUUGUCACACUGUUUAUUACUAUAAGACACACUGCUAAAGAAUGUAGAUUAUUUCACAAUCCACGCUGAUAAUGAUACUUAUAUGAGAUUUUCUAAGCAAUUUAGAGUGCGAAGUAACAUGACGGGAUUUGUUAUUUAUUAUAAAACGAAAUGACAUUUCAUAGAUUUCGUGAGUCCAAAGUGCCUUACUGUGUAGUUAUUUUUUUUGGUAAAUCCUUUUGGCGUAGCUCGGUAUUAAUAAACCCCGCCAUUGUGUUAUUAUUCAUUGUUCAUUUUUUGUAUUCUUGUCUUUCAUUUUUGCUUAUGUGCUUUUUCUAAAUAGUGUCUAUAUGCCA
Messenger RNA from Mytilus californianus (California mussel), 3467 nucleotides. Its product is annotated as MAM and LDL-receptor class A domain-containing protein 1-like. The record is from RefSeq and is a predicted model, not a curated record. Gene Ontology annotation, biological process: nervous system development. Lineage: Eukaryota; Metazoa; Mollusca; Bivalvia; Mytilida; Mytilidae. The transcript has 17 exons. The coding region runs from base 40 to 2748 and encodes 902 amino acids. Gene Ontology annotation, cellular component: membrane.